Molecule: messenger RNA, 2781 nt
Organism: Aspergillus calidoustus
Lineage: Eukaryota; Fungi; Ascomycota; Eurotiomycetes; Eurotiales; Aspergillaceae
Source: the annotation of a GenBank genome assembly
AUGGCUGAGGAAUCCGAGAGGUCGCCCUACCCUAAUGGUGCAGGUGGUGGUGGACCCAAAGCUGCCCAAGACGAUGUACCGGUGCCUCCUUCAUCUCUUACCCGAAGAUCCGCCAGUGAAGGCGACAUGAGUGAACUGCCACGUUCGACCACCAAAUCCCAGGGCCACGUCCCCUUCCUCUCGCAGUUGCCCAAACCCUCGCAUCCCGUUCCAGGCGCCUCCGGCCCUCCUUCAGCCACGAACUCCACUAUAUCCUCUCGCGAACCCUCUCCCACCCGCUCCUCCCAACACCCUCGCAACUCGACCUCGUCAACAUCAACCUCCCGCGUUUCCUCUCGCUCCCGGAAACGCAAAAUCGACCGCAGUCCCAACCGCUCUGCUACAACAAGCCCGAGCCCCGGUCCGGGUAAGCUCCCACCCGCGACUACCACCACCGUGCAACGAGCGCCGUCGCAGCCCAAUAAGCCUCUCGUCAUCAGCCCUCCGCCAAAUGUCGAACCGUCCUCCGAUGCACCCAGCCCGGACAAGUCCAAUAUGCCGCUAUGGGCCGGAUCUCGGGGGUCGGAACAGGUACCCAACCAGCCGAACACCUCCAGCAAACGGACGCAGACUACGGGCGAUGAGUACGUCGCCAAAUCGGACAGGAGCGCGCCUCGCUCCGUGAACAGAGGCGUCAACGGUUCCGGUUCAGCGCUGGAAACCGUGCAGGAGAUGGCGAGCGAUCAGUCAACCCCGUCAACCGAUACUAUACUCCUUCAAGCGGCUCCGGAUGAUGAUAGGCUAGAGAGUAUUGACGAAGAUGCUACGCCAAAGGCAUCAAGGCUUCAUACUGAGAGUGGGAGUGAUAGUGGUGGAAAUAAAAGCUCGGAGCAGUUGGAGGAGAAUCGUCGGCGGCCGUCUUUUGCGACAAGCAGACCCAACGCUCUUCUCUCGAAACGGUCUUCUACCUCGCUGGGCGGCGGCUCUCGUACGAAACCUGCAGAUGGCUCUGUUCGAAACAUGAUCGUCGAGACCGAAACCGUCACGUCUAUUCCCCAGGUUUCCGUCGGCGUGGGAGCGGGCGAACGAGGCUCGUCCGGAAGAGUAGACCCGGGGACUCUCCGGAUGAAACCUAGCACCGAAACCAUUCGCCCGAAGAAAGAGAAGAGAAGAUCUCGAAAACCUACGCCUCUUGCGAGCGGCACUGCGUCGUCGAAGGCUGACAUCUUCGAGGCCAAGGUGGCCAGCGCGGUCGACGAAGCCGAUGUGUCAGAUUCCGAUGAGACGUUUGUCUACGAGUCUAAUCCGCCAGAACAAUACCCUCGGCAGAGCAGAUAUCAUUCGCGCACGCCCAGUGCGACGUCAAUGGCAAGUCAGGCAGAUGCGAUAGCCGGCCGGAGUCGCGCUGCACUGAGGGAAGGAAAUCACAGCGUUACGGGGAAGCGCAGCAUGAAGUUUACGAACAACACAUAUACAAGCAGUGUUGACGGGGAUGCCGACGAGAUCCCCCGGUCUCACCCAAGGAUGGAUGGAAACGGUACUCACACUCCGCGCCAUCACCUGGGGCGCCACGGACGGCAAAAUAUGUAUCCCUCGCUGUUCGACAACGAUUCGCCGUUCCCGCAGUCGCAAGGACACAAGUCCCCUCGGCACUUUCCUGGAAGCGGGUUCCGACAAGCCAGACAACCGGGAUCUCGCACGAAUCCGAACUACCGAACGAUCAACAGCUACAAGAAGGCUGGUGAGGUCUAUGGCUAUGAUUUCGAUGCGGAGGGCGCAGACGACGAGCGAACACCGCUAGUUGGAUCUCCGCGUCAAACGCGUAGCCGUGGCGGUCGACGACCUAAUAGUGCGAGCUUGCGACAGAUGGAAUACAUGCAGCAGCGGCAUCGCAGUUAUGUUUCACGGUACGGCGCGUGUGUUCUAGUCAGCCUAUUAUUUUUCCUACUCGUCGGCGGCGGUGUAUCAUUUCUCGUGGCCAUCACCAAGCCGCUACUCGACGUGCAGGUCCUCGAGAUACAGAACGUUCUUGCGUCGGAACAGGAGCUCAUGCUAGACCUCAAUGUGCAAGCUGUCAACCCCAACCUCUUCCCCGUGGUCAUCGACGAUAUCGACGUGAAUAUAUUCGCCAAGAGCCGCUACGUCGGAACCGACAAAUUCUGGCACGAUCAUGGCUCCGAUCUAGACAGAUUCCCGAGGGCAGAACGCCGGAAACGCGCGGCGGACAUUGCCCGCACAGCUCGUUGCGUUGGUGAUUCGGAUUGCGAAUCCGACGGGCUUAGGGAUCAGUUGACACAUCCCAAGGGUGGUGUGGACAAGGGUACGGAUCCCAUGCCGAGCGACCCCGCCGGCGAUCCACAGACCAUGCUCAUUGGUCGCGUCUUCCGACUGGAUUCUACCCUGACCUUUGAGGCGUCGCCGUGGAAUCAUAUACCUUCUACCUCGAAGGGCCAGAUUCGUCUAGCGCGCCCUGGAAACUCUACAGAGAAGGGCGGUACAGAGCGCUGGGAGCGAGUAUUGCAGCACCCGUUUGAGCUGAUUGUCGGUGGUGUCGUCCAGUAUCAGCUCCCGCUCAGCUCGCGCUUCCAUACGGCGUCCAUCAGCUCGAGCAUCAAGGUUACCCCGGACGACGGUGUCGGUGGUGACGAUCCCAGCCACACCCCAGACAAGAAUGAAACCGUCAGAGUCUCAACGUUUGAACUAUCCCGUCGAAACCAGCCCGGCGCGUCGCUCUCGGAAGGCGAGACUCUAAAGGCCGUCCGGGCCCUGAUCGCGAUGACCAGACGAGCAUUCGUCGCCUGA